Molecule: messenger RNA, 2684 nt
Organism: Varanus komodoensis (Komodo dragon)
Lineage: Eukaryota; Metazoa; Chordata; Lepidosauria; Squamata; Varanidae
Gene: CCDC117
Product: coiled-coil domain containing 117
Exons: 5
Coding region: 7-702 (231 amino acids)
Source: RefSeq, a predicted model, not a curated record
GCGGGAAUGCCUCCCGGGUGGCUGCCACCCAAGAGCUGCGGCGGCCGCCGCCGAUCCAGGGUGCUGCUCAGCUGCAGGAAAAGGCACAAGAUGGGGGAGGAAGACGAGGAAGAGGAAGAGCUGGACGACUGUCCGGUGGGCAAGAAGAGGAUGAAGGAAGCAGGAGUGGAGCAGGAGUGGACCCUGCCAGCCAGCCAGGUGGCAGCCCAGCCCUGCCCAGCCCAGAUCUUGUGUGAAGAAAUGGAACAGGCAGUGGGGGAGCAGCUGGGUGAUGCCAUGCACAGGAGGCUGCAGGAGAUCGAGGACAGAAUAAUUGACGACGACGACGACGACGUGCUUGCGGAGGGGAGUGUGAGCCGCGUGCCCACUCUCGUCCUUUCUGACACACUGAAAACCGGGCUGAAGAGGGAUUACCAAGAAGUCCUGACAAAGAAAAUAAUUGAGUCCAUGAGCCGUCCCUCCAUGGAGCUGGUGUUGUGGAAACCUCUCCCAGAGUUCCUCACUGACAGAGCAAAGUCUGUUUCUGUUAAGAACUACAAGCUGAUGGAAACAGAACGGGAGCUUGUCAAGGCAGCAGCCCUCGAAGCUGCCUUCCACCCACAGACGUUCCCCGAACAGCAUCAACCAGCAGAUCUGCCUUCGGCCCCCCUCUGUGGCACGGAGGGGCCCAGUGGUGGGAUAGAGGAGGAGAUGGAGUUGUAGGCGGAGGGGGACCUGGGGCGCUGUGACUGCUUGCCUUUUAUGCUACAGCCGAGCUGCGACUGCAGGGGGCGUGUGCGUGUGUGCACAGGCACGCACGCUGUUUUGAGAGUGAUACUAGAGAGAAUUCAGAGUGGGUUGGUACAAGUCUUUGACAUGGGAAACAAAUUCGAGGGUUUUGUGUGUUUUACCUGUGACUUUUCUUUGUUGCCUUCUUAGAGUAACAUCCUAGUUCUGGUUGUGAUGUUCUGACCCUAGUCACCUUUAAUUGUCUGCUGAGGCACAGCCCUUCUCAGGCUGGAGCAGGGUUUGCUCUGCUUGAAAAUGAGAGGCAGGGGCUGGGGAGCCUUGGAGUUCACCUGGCCCAAAGGGUGCCUGUGAGAAGGGGCCAGGGGGACUGCAGCUUACCCUCUUUUGGCUGUUGCCACGAACUGGCCAGUCCAGCAGGGCAAGCUGGACCAGGAAGAGUAAAUGUGACUGUUUGCCGAAUUGCGCCUGGAGGCAGGAGGGUAUGGACCUGCUUAGGGAGCAGGUGGCAGGCCUCUAAGCUUGGGUUUUUGAGAAGCAAAUGUGACACGUGAAUUGAUUUUGGGGGUGCUUUAGCCAAGAGAAGCCUCUUGUGUGCCCUCCAUUGCUAUCCUGAGACGCUUACAGUGAGACCUGCAGCUAGGAGGCCCACUGAUCAUGGCUGGAUUGUCUCAGAUGGCCAACUGCACUCAGAAACUGUGCCACGGAAGCACCAACCUUCUGAAAACAUCCGCUUUCGUGUCCCCUCCACCCUGCAGCUUGUGCUCGAGGAGGAGCUGCUUUGAGCCAGACAGCGGCACAAGCAGAACUGCUCAACUGGGGAGAGCACAGAAAUACUUCCCUCCAAGUCGGGGCCUUUUGCACUGGGAGUUGCUUUUCACAGGAAAAGCACAAGAUUCUCAGGCUACCAGGAGACUGGAAGGAGUGUUCCAUAAAUGUGGCUUGCUUGGCAGGGCAGCAUCAGCAGACCUUUCUUCUGGAAGGAUUUUUCACCAUGCCGUUUUUUCCUGUCCGGCUUCAUUUACCUGACUGGGUCUUGGGGUACGUGAGGUAUGUGGUGCUCAGUCCUUUUGGCUGGUGCAGGGCUUUCCUGAAUUCCUACCUGCCUGUCAUCAUAUGGAAAAAGUUUUCACAGCUAAUAUGCCAUUUUUUUCCAAACUUAAUGAGAAUCUGAAAGAAACCUUGUGUAAUGUUUACACCUUUUACCUUGAUUUUGAUCCUUGGCAAAGGUGUUUCGCUUUGGCUUCAACAUAGCCUGUUUUCCUUCUUGCAAAAAUGCCAUCACGUCGCUUGUACACUUUCUUUCCUGAACUUGCCAUCUGAAUGGACUUUUGGCCCAGCCCUUCCAGUCUCCAAACCUGUAGGAAAAGCGACCAAAAUCUCUCUGGCUCACCGGAAAGCAAUUGUUAAGGUGUUUGGAGACCCGAGAUCAAAGUUUAGUCUGUCCCAGGAGAUUGUAUUGCUGUGUCGGUUGGAUCACAAAGCCUCCUAAGUGUCUGGCCAUGGAGUUGGACUGGGCCUAUGUCAAGGAGAAGGGCCACUGGCCUGUGCCGUUUUCUACCACGGCUGCUGCUACUUAUGUUGGUUAAGCUUAAUUUUGGGAAGAAAGCCUAAGGUUUCCAGUUACCCAAGUAAUUUAUCAGCCUCUUCAUUUUCCUCACUUCACACAGACUUGCAGCUGCCAGAUUGGAAGGCAGUUUACACAGGGAAUAUGUAAAGAUCUGCAUAUCGCUCAAACUUAUUUGAAAAAUAUUUUUUUAGUGAAAAAUUUGAGUAGUAGAUGGAUGAGUAAUUUGCCAAUUUGUUUUUGUAACCGAGGCUUGUCUCAGUUUCCUCACAGGAACGUGUCACACCAGAGGAGUUGAGUGUGUUUGAAAUGAGCAGCAUUAGAUUGUGGUCUGUCUUCUGUUGGACCAAAUCACAAUUUAUAUGUCAAUAAACUUUUUUUAAUGUUUGUA